GGGGCGCGGCCAGGGCCGGAACAUGGCGGCGCCCUCGGCCCCGCGGCCGCCCCGGCCCCGCAAGGAGCCGCAGCCGCUCGUCAUCCCCCGGAGCGCGGCCGAGGAGCAGCGCCUCCGCCUCGAGCGCCUCAUGAGGAACCCGGAAAAGACUGUACCAAUUCCUGAAAAACUGAAUGAAUGGGCACCACGGCCUCCCCCGGAGUUCGUUAGAGAUGUCAUGGGUUCCAGUGCUGGAGCUGGCAGUGGGGAGUUCCACGUGUACCGGCAUCUCCGUCGGCGAGAGUACCAGAGGCAAGAUUUCAUGGAUGCCAUGGCUGAGAAGCAAAGACUAGAUGAGGAAUUCCAGAAGAAACUGGAGAGGAAUAAGAUGAUUGCAGAAGAGCAAACAGCAAAACGCAGAAGGAAGCGGCAGAAGUUAAAAGAGAAGAAACUGCAAGCUAAGAAAAAUAAACUUGAACAAAAGAAGCAGGAAAAAGAACCUGGGCAAUCCCAAGAGCAAGGCAGCAGCGAGGAUGAUGAAGAGGAUAGCAAAGAGGAGGAAGAGAAGGAAGAUGAUGCUGAAGAGCCAAGUUUUGUGAUGGGAAGAGGAUGAGGCCUUCCAGGGACAGCUGGGAAUGCUGUUCAUUGCUUUGUAUUCAGGAGCAUGAAAGUCUUUCAUCUCAGCCAAGCAGAACCCAUUGGCGUACGUUACAUCUGCUUAGCGGGGCAUGGCCUUCAAGUCACAGGCCCGAGAGAAAAUGAUAGAGAAAUGCCAAAUAAGAGAUUUUUUUCUUAAUUGCUUGUAUAACUGCUGUGCAGUCUGCUCUAAGUUUGCUCUAAAGAGUCAGCCAUAAGUCUCUAUGACCCUAGAGUUCUUUCUGAAAUGGCCCAGAGUGUUUUUCUGUCUGAAAGCUAAAACAUAACUAUUACCAUUUAAGGGAAAUAUUACUGUGAAGGCUACGUAUUCUACUUAUCUUGAAGCUGGUAGCAGUGGGAUACAUGAAUCUAGGGGUAAGAGUUUAACCUGAAGUAGAAAAGUGGUCUGUAGCCAGACUCUCCUGCACUGUGAGUGUUCUGCAUUUGGGGUUUUGUAUGGGGUCAUCUCUAACCCAAAGAAAUCAGUUUAUGUUGCUAGACAAGUUCUAUAGAUUUUUAAUCAGGAUCCCUUUUUUAAUGCUAAAACUUUCCCUAUUGCUUUUCUUCCAUGUUUUCUAAAUUAAUAAAAGGGAUGUGUUGGA
This is a messenger RNA of Catharus ustulatus (Swainson's thrush), 1217 nucleotides long. RefSeq names its product PRKR interacting protein 1 (gene PRKRIP1). Gene Ontology annotation, molecular function: protein kinase inhibitor activity; protein kinase binding; double-stranded RNA binding. Gene Ontology annotation, biological process: negative regulation of protein kinase activity. The coding region runs from base 23 to 592 and encodes 189 amino acids. The record is from RefSeq and is a predicted model, not a curated record. Gene Ontology annotation, cellular component: nucleolus. Lineage: Eukaryota; Metazoa; Chordata; Aves; Passeriformes; Turdidae. The transcript has 6 exons.